CAACCGCCAUUUAUUGUUGCUGUGCCAUGCAAGGCAUAAUAAUUAAUACAUCCCUAAUGUUCACCUUUCAAUAUGACCACCUUUUUUUACAAAUUAAACCUGAUCCCUAAAUGCUUCUUUGCUGCUAGUGCAAUGCAAUGAAUGUGAUUAAUUAACCAGAAAUUGUCUAAUUACUGUUUGUGUGUUUCUGAUGGAUUAGAUAUUUCUUGUACCACCUGAAAUUGGAUGUGGGUCAGUAUGUAAUUUUACCCACACGAACCAGCACCAUUUCUCUGACCAUCCCAUCUGAGACUAUAGAGCGAUACACAUAUGGAUCUAACAAUUCUUGUACAUAAUUUAUCAUACAUAUGAUGGAAUUUGAUUUUUUCCAGUCCUGAUAAGUUUACAAUCUACCUUAGGGUCCACUUACUAAAAUGGAGAACCUAAACCAAAAUGCUGCUGUAGACACUGAGAGUACUGUUCGACAGUUUAAAGAGUUUCUACAACAAUAUAACAAAUUAUCAGAAUAUUGUUUUGGUGAUUGUGUUACAGAUUUUACAACAAGAAAAGUUUUAGAUUCAGAGGAAUCCUGUGCCUUAAAUUGUUUAGAAAAAUUUCUUAAGAUGACACAAAGAAUAUCACUGCGCUUCCAAGAACACCAAUUACAGCAGAGUGGUGGUAUUAAUAUACAGGGCAUGACUAAAUAAUACCAUGUAUAUUUUUGUGUUCUAUUUCAUAUUGUAAAUAUACUAUUAUAUAGUCAUGACUGAUAAUAUUAAAGCAAGCAUGUGGAGACAGUUGACAUUUAAUAAAAUAAUAGUUAUGAUAGCAGAUGGACAUUGAUUUAUUCAGUACUAAAAGGCCAAGCAGAAUAGAAUAAUGAUCUACAUAUAGACUAUUGUUUGAGAUACAUGAUGGUGUUUUGUUAGAUAUUUACAUAUGUGCACCUUCUAGAUUGCAAGGAAUAGAACAUUGUUUAUAUGGUUUCCAUUACCAUCACAGGUUUUGAUUGACAGCGAUGCAAGGGGUAAUGUGUGUGUAUUUUAGUGAAAAGAAUAAAUAAACUGCCACAAACACAUAA
Messenger RNA from Patella vulgata (common limpet), 1060 nucleotides. RefSeq names its product mitochondrial import inner membrane translocase subunit Tim9-like. Bases 414 to 686 code for a protein of 90 amino acids. NCBI's taxonomy places the organism in Eukaryota, Metazoa, Mollusca, Gastropoda, Patellidae. The transcript has 3 exons. The record is from RefSeq and is a predicted model, not a curated record.